AUGUUUAAACAGUUGUCUCAGAUUGGUAAAAACCUGUCUGACGAGUUGCAGAAGAGUCUUUCCGAGGAUAAUCUUAUGAAUGAAGCUCUUGCCUCUGCAGACAACGAAAGUUAUAAGGACCUACCGAAGGAUAUCCAAUCUAAAUUAAAGAAAUUUGACAAAUAUGAGUCGAAAUACCCGUUAUUGUUGACUGCUUACAAGAAUGAAAAGCUCAAGAUUGAAAGUUUAUUGAAGAUUUUGACAGAAUAUACUCCAGUAUCAGAUCUUAAUGACGUUGAAAUUACACUACCCAAUUUUUUCAAAGAUUAUAAUGAAAAGAAUAAUAUGCUUAAUGAAGAGAUUAGACGUCUUUCAAAGUUUGAGAAUGAAUUGGAGACGAGUAAUGAAAAAGUUGCCACAUUGGAAGCUACUGUGACUGAAAAGCAUGAAAAAUUGAAUGCGAGUAAUUCCAAAAUUGAUCUAUUGUGUGCACAAAUCAAAGAAGAUGAGUCGAAAAUAUCGGAAUUGCAGGCUCAGCUGGAUGAUAAUGCGUCCAAGAUCAGUGGAUUCGAAACACAGAUCAUGGAGAAGGAUUCAAUGAUAUCUGAACUAGAAGAUAAGUUAAAAAAUGCUAUUGCUAAGACUGAAGCAUUAGAGGAAAUUUCUAAAUCCGACCCUGCAACUGUUUCCAACACUACCACUACUUCCAAUAAGAAGAAAAAUAAAAAGAAGAACAAUAAGAAGAAGAAUAAUAAUAAUCAUAAUAAUAAUGCCACAAAUGCAGAUACAAACACAACAGACAAUGAUAUGAGUGAAAAAUACGAUAAGUUAAUAGCAGAUUUCGAAAAAUUAACAGAAGAACACGCAAACUGUUCGGAAACUCAGGGUUCCUUACAAAAUCAACUCAAUACUAAGUCUUCUGAGGUUGAAGAAGUUAGGGACAUGCUAAGAGAUGUUGGUAAUGAGUUAGUAGAGGCUAAAGAUAAAAUAAAAGAGUUUAAUCAGUCUAGCAAUGCAAAUGAUGAAUUGAUUUCAAAAAAUAGUAAUUUGGAAAAUGAAAUCACGAGGAUCAAAGAAGAGAAUGACAAUGUAAAAAAUGAAAUUAGCGCAGCCAGACAAGAAAAUGAAAAUUUGAAAACUGAAAUCUCUACGUUGAAAACUGAUACUGACAACUUGAAUGGUCAUAUCCAAUCAAUAAAAAAUGACAAUAAUAAGCUAGAGAAUGAAAUUCAACUUGUCAAAAAGGAGAAUAGUAAACUAGAAACUGAAGUUAAAACUUCUAAAAAUGAAACCGAUAAGUUAUCGUCUCAGUUAAAUCAAGUCAAAAACAAACUUAUCCAAAAGGAAAAAACCGUCAUUUACCUAGAAAAACAAAUCAAAGAGUACGCAGAAAAUCAGGAACCCGUUAAACAAGCAAUGGAUUUAUUGAAAAGAGAAAAUAAGCAAUUAAGUAAUAGAAUUGAUCUUUUGAAAAACGAAAAUGAAUCUUUAAAUAAUGAUCUCAAGAAAAAUAGCUCUACUUACGAAGAUUAUCUGAAAGAAAAUGGUAAACUAACUGAAAGAAUUGACAUAUUGCAAGAAAAAUAUGAUACUUUACAAAAUUUGAAAAAUAAUUCGAGUGAUCACAUGGACUCUAUCAAAAAACAGUGUGAAGAACUCAAUGUCAAAUUGAGAGAGGCUAAUAAGAAAAUUAUUUCACUAGAAGACGAAUUGAGCGAUUACACUAGUAUCAUUCAAGAUAAAGCAAGGGAAGCUGAUACAAUGCGUCGUCUUUUGUCAGAAUCAAAUAAUGAUGAAAAAAACAAAUUGGAUGAAAUGGAAACAAAAUUAAAUUCAAUGAUAGAUGAAAACAAUAACUUGAAAUCAGAAUUAAAUUUGCAAUCUUCGAGAAAUAAGAUUGAAUUACAAAAUCUUCAGAGUUUAAAUGAUCAAUCCCAGAAUGAAAUUAAAUCCCUUCAAUUAAACAAAUUACAACUACUAAGUGAGAUUGAGACUUUGAAUAAGUUGAAUGAGAAUUUCAAGAAACAUAAAGAUAAUGAUUUCAACGAUUCACAUAAUUUACAAAAGACCAUUAAUAAUCUGAAAGACUCCUUAUCAAGAUCUGAAAGUAAAAUAACUGAACUCCAAUCUGCUAAUGAUGAAUUAAUGAGUCUGAAUAAUGAUAUUAACAAGAAAUUUGAUCGAAUUUCAAAGAAUUAUAAAUCUCUCUCUUUGCAGUUUAACACCUUAAAGGGGAAUGUAAGUAAAUUGAAAGCUAGUCCAAUUACCUCUUCUGAUUCAUCUGAUUCAUUCAAAGCAUCAUCAAAUAGUGCGACAAACUUAAAGCUAUCAGAUACUUCACAAUCUGAACAAAAUGACAAAAUUGCAUAUAUCAAAAAUGUUCUGUUAGGUUUCUUAGAACAUAAGGAACAGAGGAAUCAACUGCUGCCAGUUGUUUCGACAUUAUUACAGCUUGACAGCAAUGAUGAAAAAAGAUUAUUGAUGUCAAUACGAUAA
Molecule: messenger RNA, 2475 nt
Organism: Kazachstania africana CBS 2517
Lineage: Eukaryota; Fungi; Ascomycota; Saccharomycetes; Saccharomycetales; Saccharomycetaceae
Gene: IMH1
Product: Imh1p
Exons: 1
Coding region: 1-2475 (824 amino acids)
Source: RefSeq, a predicted model, not a curated record